AUGCGAGGUGUUUUACGUCUAACAUCAUUCAUUCGUCAUACGAAACAUUUUAAAAGUUUAACAACUAUGGCAACAUUAAAUGUAAAACAAGGGAUCGAUCCGGAGGUACAACUCUCCAAAGAUACUCAGAUUUUACUAAUAGGGAAGAAGAAACUUCUCAAGGAUAUCAAAUUUGAUGGCAAUAUUAUGGCGAAAUUUUCGGGUUUCGUCACUUCUAAAACAUGGGAUUCAUUAAUGGAAACAUUAGCUGAUAAUAGUUCAGCAGCAAUACCACUUCAUUUGAAUUUAGCUACCGUUAUUGCUGUGGGAGAUGAAUCCAGUCGACAUAAUGCUCCCUCAAAUGCUUUAUCGAUUUUCAAAGAAGUUAAAAAGGCAGGUCAAGCAGAUGGCAUUAAGAAUGUCUCGAUUAUUCUAUAUGCAAUGUUAGCGGAUAUAUUUCCAAGUGUUGCUGCAAUAGCACGUUGUUAUCCGCUUUAUAGUCGAUUUACCGAAAAUAUUAUCAGUUUGGAAAAUGUUCAAAUUGAAAUUGUUGUAACUGAUGGCGAGAAACUCACCAAUCGUGAUUUGCUGUUUCUCCAAACGUUAACAGAAUCAAUCCGAAACACUGCUCGCCUAAUUGAUAUGCCACAUAACGAGCUGAACACGGAACAAUUUGUUGCUGAGGCUACUGAACUAAUUUUAACACUUCCGAAUAUACAAAGUACCAUUAUUAAGGGUAAUGACUUGCUUGCAAAAGGUUUUGGAGGCAUAUAUCAUGUUGGUAAAGCAUCUGCUUCACCACCAAUUUUUGCAUGCUUUAGCCAUAAGCCACAAAAUGCUACGAAAACAUACGCUAUGGUUGGGAAAGGUAUAGUAUAUGAUACAGGUGGUAUGCAGAUUAAAACGAAAACCCUAAUGCCUGGUAUGAAAAAUGAUAUGGGUGGUGCAGCUGCUUUACUUGGCUCAUUUUAUACCUUGGUAAAAUUAGGCUUCAAGCAAAAUUUGCACUGUUUGCUAUGCGUCGCAGAUAAUACUAUUUCACAUACUGCAAACCGUCCGGAUGACAUCAUAACGAUGUUAAGUGGUAAAACAGUUGAAAUCACGAAUACCGAUGCUGAAGGUCGUUUAGUAUUAGCUGAUGGUGUUUAUUAUGCGAAAAAUAUGCUCAAAGCUGAUACAAUAAUAGAUAUGGCGACGUUAACAGGUGCACAAGGACUUGCAACUGGAAAACUUCAUGCUGCUGUAUUAACUAAUAGUGAAGAAUGGGAGAAUCGUGCUUGUAAAGCUGGACGAGCUAGUGGUGAUCUUGUUCAUCCAUUACCGUUUUGUCCAGAUUUACAUUUUAGUGAUCUGAAAAGUCCUGUAGCAGAUAUGCGAAAUUCAACUUUUUCCAAAAUGCAGGGACCAGGAAGCUCAAUUGCUGGUCUCUUUAUUGCAUCACACAUUGAUUUUGGAAGUGGCUUGGAUUGGAUACAUUUUGACAUUGCUUUUCCGGUAGAACAUGGAAAUCGUGCAACAGGUUAUGGCCCAGCUUUGAUAUGCGCUCUUCUUGCAUCUCAUUUGGAUGUACCACUGCUGAAAACUUUGCAAUGA
Molecule: messenger RNA, 1572 nt
Organism: Brugia malayi
Lineage: Eukaryota; Metazoa; Nematoda; Chromadorea; Rhabditida; Onchocercidae
Gene: Bma-lap-1
Product: Aminopeptidase ZK353.6 in chromosome III, putative
Exons: 11
Coding region: 1-1572 (523 amino acids)
Biological process (GO): proteolysis
Cellular component (GO): cytoplasm
Molecular function (GO): metalloaminopeptidase activity; manganese ion binding
Source: RefSeq, a predicted model, not a curated record